Messenger RNA from Chlorocebus sabaeus (green monkey), 2880 nucleotides. It is a transcript of the gene PRTFDC1, whose product is annotated as phosphoribosyl transferase domain containing 1. The record is from RefSeq and is a predicted model, not a curated record. Lineage: Eukaryota; Metazoa; Chordata; Mammalia; Primates; Cercopithecidae. Gene Ontology annotation, biological process: purine ribonucleoside salvage. Gene Ontology annotation, cellular component: cytosol. Gene Ontology annotation, molecular function: hypoxanthine phosphoribosyltransferase activity.
CCUCCCACUUCAGCCUCCCAAAGUGUUGGGAUUACAGGCAUGAGCCAGUGUGCCAGGCCUCAAAUGUAUAGUUUUAACUAAGAUAAUAAGACCGGUAUAUAGGUUUGAGGCACUUCUUUAGAUGAAUUAACACAUAUAAUUUGUUGUUAAAUGUUUGAUGUUUCAGUUCACCUAAAUGAUCAGCAUUUAUUGCAUAAGUACUGUAGACUAGAUACUGAUAUGAGUCUUACAUUCAUUAUCUUAUUUAAUGCUCGCCAUAGCCAUAUGAGGCAGGUACUAACUCCAUUUCAUAGAUGAAUACACUAAGACUUAGAGAAUGUGAUAUGCCCAAGGCCUCAUGGCUGGCAGACUUGUCCCAGGUGUAUGAGACUUCCAUGUCCAUGCUCUUAACACAGUACUCUGUGCUGCCUCUGGGCUAUGGAUCCAUGUUACAGUUUUAAUCUAUAGGUUUGUUUCAUUUGUCAUUUUCUUAUCAUCUUUUCCUAUUUUUGGCAUUCAUUUUUGGCACUUUUAGUCUCUUUCCUUUUUUUGGCAUCACGUGUCAAACAUCAUGUGUUAUACACCAUGCAGUGCUCCAGGUAUUCUAAGUAUAUUAUCCUUACAAUAACCUUAUCCAUAGGUUUUGUUGUGUCUUAUUUAAAGCAAGGGGAAACUGGAUUGCAGAGAGGGUAAGUCAUCUCCCUAACAUCACAGUAAUAAGUAUCAGAGCCAAACUCUUGAACGUGGAGUGGAGAGUAUGCUCCGAGAUUCAACCAGAGCAGGGGGCAGUAAAGGAUUGAUGUGGUUGGAGGAAUGGAUUCAGAAGACCACCUGUUAAUAGUGCCACUGGUGGCGGAGCUCCAGAAAGUGGGGUAGAUACUAAAUGUGGUCUGAAAGGGGAUCCAGAAAGUGCUGUACACCUGGGUGAUCCCCCUGGGGCCUGGGGCCAGUCAGGGUUCUCCUGGUCUGGUCUUUACUGUGGCCUGCCAGAGGCUCUCCUGGAGUCUCCUCAUGUACGGCUGGUAGUCUAGACUCUGGCCAGCUGCUGUGGUGUUAGAGGUUAUAGCAGGUACAAGGAGUUCUCAGGGUGGCAGCCGGAGGAGCUUGGUGCAAAUCCAGCAGUCCCACCAGCCAGUUUGAUGGUAGAGGAAGAGCAAAUGAGACACUUUUCAAAUAUGCAGAUUGACUGGGCAUGGUGGCUCACACUUAUAAUCCUAGCGUUUUGGGAUACCAAGGUGGGAGGAUCCCUUCAGGCCAGGAGUUUGAGACCAGCCUGAGCAACAUAGCAAGACCUCAUCUCUGCAAAAAAAUCAAAGAAAAUAAGCUGAGCGUAUUUGUGCGCUCCUUCUCUCCAGCUACUUGGGAGGCUGAGGUGGGAGGAUCACUUGAGCCUAAAAGUUCGAGGCUGCAGUAAGCUAUGAUUGUGACCUUCCACUCCAGUGUAGGCAACAGAGGGAGAGUCUGUCUCUUAAAAAAUAACAUAGUUGAUAUACAUCAUUUGGCCACCAGUCAGCCAAUGGAUAUGAGACACUGGAAUCUCCAGAACCUUGAACAGUGGUGCUCUUUAUCACAAGGAGACAAACUGAGAGUUCAGGCUGGAGUUCAGGUUUUCAGGUAGCCGGAGGAUGGAGACUGUGUCAUCCAUUCAUUCAUUUAACAUUUUUGAGCACUUACCAUAUUCCAGAUCAGCAUUCUGGGCACUGAGGGAUUGAACAAUGAAUCAGAAAAAGUCUCCGCCAGAAGGAGCUCAUGUUCCGACAGAACACACCCAUGCACACACACGUCAUUCAGUGGUAAAACAGGCUAUGAAGGUCAGGGAAGGCCUUUCUGCAGAGGUGACAUUGAAUGGAGACUUGAAAGAAGUAGAGGACAGCCAUGUGGAAAUCUGGAGGAAGAGUGUUGCAGGCAAGAGGAGGUGCCAGUGCAAAACUCGGGAGGCAGAGGCGUGAUUGGCAGAUCAGAGGACUUGCAAGAGAACAGCGUCUGAAGCAGAGGGAAGAGGAAGAGUGCCAGGAAUGAGUCAGACAGAUUAUGGAUGAUUGGCCAGGGUAUGACUUGAAUUUAUUCACGUACCCACAGCACUAUUACGGAGACUUGGAAUAUGUCCUCAUCCCUCAUGGCAUCAUUGUGGACAGAAUUGAGCGGCUGGCCAAGGAUAUUAUGAAAGACAUAGGAUAUAGUGACAUCAUGGUCCUGUGUGUGCUUAAAGGAGGUUACAAAUUCUGUGCUGAUCUCGUAGAACACCUUAAGAACAUCAGCCGAAAUUCAGAUCGAUUUGUCUCUAUGAAGGUUGAUUUCAUCAGACUAAAAAGUUACAGGAAUGACCAGUCCAUGGGUGAGAUGCAGAUAAUCGGAGGCGAUGAUCUUUCAACACUGGCUGGAAAGAAUGUUCUCAUUGUUGAGGAUGUCGUCGGAACUGGGAGGACGAUGAAAGCACUACUCAGCAAUAUAGAGAAAUACAAGCCCAACAUGGUUAAGGUAGCCAGUUUGUUGGUGAAGAGAACACCCAGAAGUGACGGCUUUAGACCUGACUAUGCUGGAUUUGAGAUUCCAAACUUAUUUGUGGUGGGAUAUGCCUUAGAUUACAAUGAAUACUUCAGAGAUCUGAAUCACAUAUGCGUCAUCAAUGAGCACGGUAAAGAAAAAUAUCGAGUCUAAAGACAAGAAUUCUCACCGCUAAAGUCCCAGAUAACAUCAUACUUACGCCUGUUCUCGGGAAGCCAGCUGUCAAGUUUGUCUCCCCAGGCAUCUUCACUCAGCAGGAUAUAAAAGAAAAAAAUGUUCAAAUGAGAGAGCUUUCUUUUCUGAGGUUAAUAUAAAGAGUAUCAAAGGUUCUUAAGGGAAAGAAAGCAGUGCUUUUAUUUGACUUGUUCCAAAUUAAACACUCCGCCUUGUGACUCA